CCGGCGGGCUGCCUAGUCCUCCUCCGUCGUCCAUGGCAGGGGACAGGCCCCCAUCGCCCGGAGACCAGCUGGAGCUCUCGGUGCUCGAGGGGCAGGUGGACGAGCAGACGCCUCUCCAUGGAGCCGUCCAGGUCACCCCUUCAUCGGCCGAGGAGCCCCGUCCGGCCCAGGUGACCCCGAAAAGCCCUUGGAGGGCCUGUAAUAGGAAUUUGUUUGGGAAGUGUAAGCUGUGGAUGGCCAUCACCGCCAUUUUCCUAGGAUUCAUUCUCGUGAUCAUCAUAAGCUUAUGUCUUUUUGGAGUAACUUACAUCGAUGAAGAUGAAAAUGAAAUACUUGAGUUAUCAUCAAAUAAAACAUUCCUGGUCAAGCUGCAGAUUCCAGAGCAGUGUGUUACUGAAGAGGAAUUGCCUCACCUGCUCACGCAAAGGCUCACAGACGUGUACAGUUCAUCCCCAUCUCUGAGUCGUUAUUUUACUUCAGUGGAAAUAGUGGACUUCAGAGGGGAAAAUGCCACAAUAACCUACCACCUGCAGUUUGGGGUUCCAUCAGGAGAUGACAACUUUAUGAAGUAUAUGAUGAGUGAGGAGUUGGUGCUGGGCGUUUUGAUACAGGACUUCCAUGAUCAGAGGCUGUCUGGCUGUGAGACUCUGGGGCUUGGUCCAGAGUCCUUCUCGCUCUAUGAGUGAAGUGGCCGAGGCUGGGCUGUGUGUGAAAACCAUGCUCCCCGGAGCUGUGGGAUGAAGACAGUUCAUUCUGUUUUACAGGAAAGAUACUGUGAAUCAACAUAGAAGGACUUUGAAUGACUAGAGGGCUGAAUACCAUCCUCUUUCUCCUGAUUGUGUGCAGUUAUGAUGUCCAGCAAAACAGAAAGCCAGAUGGGGCAGGAGUGGCGGGGUAGCUGGGGGGACCCUGCAGAGUGAGGUCACUGUUAUUCUUGCAGCACUAGCUGUCUCUACCUACACGUGGACACUUUCUCUCUAGUGCUAGGCUGGACUUUUGGGCAAGAACCCGCCAGCCUGUGCAGGUGGAGAGAGCACAGGGAGAGGCAGCUGCAAGACGAGGGAGAAUAGAACCAGUAGCUCCCUGAUAUCCCCUCCCACUCACCAUUGUAAUACUCAAGCCUGUGAGGAAAGGGAGGGCGGUUUACAGGACCAAAGCAACACAGUCUGUGUCUGUGUCCAGGACCUGUAGCUGCAUUUGUUAGCAAACCAGCCGGCAGGCACAUCAAUGUUACUGUGUAAUUGAUAGCUGCAGAAAUAAGAUGCGUGUUUUAAAUGACUGUUGCUGUGACUCCUGAAUCCCUGUGAGUUUUGAACACUCU
Molecule: messenger RNA, 1321 nt
Organism: Molossus molossus (Pallas's mastiff bat)
Lineage: Eukaryota; Metazoa; Chordata; Mammalia; Chiroptera; Molossidae
Gene: CUNH3orf52
Product: chromosome unknown C3orf52 homolog
Exons: 6
Coding region: 33-686 (217 amino acids)
Source: RefSeq, a predicted model, not a curated record